AUGAGAAUUUUACACAAAUUGGGAAACAGUGUAUUUCAAACGGCUAGGAGAAGCUUCUCUUUGGUGACGAAGCAGGCACAUGAUUUUACGGCCCAAGGGUUGAACAAAAACAACGAAAUUAUAAAUGUGCAGUUAUCCUCCUACAUAGGGAAAAAGUAUUGCUGCCUGCUAUUUUACCCCUUAAAUUAUACCUUUGUAUGUCCAACGGAAAUAAUCGAAUUUAAUAAGCAUGUAAAAUCGUUUGAGGAGAAAAAUGUGGAGCUGUUAGGAAUAUCAGUAGACUCCGUGUAUAGCCAUUUGGCAUGGAAAAAUAUGCCAAUUGAAAAAGGAGGUAUAGAUAUAAAUAAAGAAAUAUCAAAAAUGUAUAAUGUGUUGUACGAGAAUUCUUUCGCAUUGAGGGGAUUAUUCAUAAUCGACUUACAAGGAAAGGUUAGACACCAAACGGUUAAUGAUUUACCUCUUGGAAGAAGUGUAGAUGAAGUUUUAAGGACAAUAGAUUCCAUUAUUCAUGUGGAUAAGAGUGGUGAUGUGUGUCCAAUUAACUGGAAAAAGGGAGCCAAGUCGUUUAAGCCAACCAAUGAUUCUCUCUUGGAUUAUUUAAAAACAGAGGUGAAGAAGGAAUAG
Molecule: messenger RNA, 624 nt
Organism: Plasmodium cynomolgi strain B
Lineage: Eukaryota; Apicomplexa; Aconoidasida; Haemosporida; Plasmodiidae
Product: thioredoxin peroxidase2
Exons: 2
Coding region: 1-624 (207 amino acids)
Biological process (GO): cellular response to stress; hydrogen peroxide catabolic process; response to oxidative stress
Cellular component (GO): cytosol
Molecular function (GO): thioredoxin peroxidase activity
Source: RefSeq, a predicted model, not a curated record